GGAUGACCUAAGGGCGACGAGUGUGGCGUGUAGGCAAUGGCCGCGGGAGCAACAGCAGGGCGGACCGUUCCCCAUUGUUUGGAUGGGGGUGAAUCCUCGAUCUUCUUCUCCCAUGUACCCGAGUACAUCUGCUCGCUGAUUCCUCCGCCGGGCGCUGCGCAAGGUGGCGAAUCGAGCGUCUCCGCCCAAGCAGGCACCACCGACCCCCCGGGAAUAGGUGCUGCAGGCUCUGGCUUUGACGCCGUGUCCGGGGAAGAAGGGUCGAGCCACGAAGGGUUCGGCGGCGACGAGCUGGGCUGUAGCAUGGACGAGCGCCUGUCCCCAAAUCUCGACUGUGCUGCUGCCCCAUGUGCUACAAGGUCGGCGUCCAUGAGGGGGGCAGCGACGAGGACGACGCCGGGAUCGGGAAGUCGAGUUCAGUAAAAAAAAAAGUUUAGAGGUCGGAGCUGAUCUGAUGUUCGAGUUGGGCCACCUAGAGAUAUUGGAGCGGUGGAAUUAGCCAUGAGGAAUUCAUCAACAAGGACAACAAAAUACAUCCUGGAGCCAGUUGUCGGCACUUGUUUCGAUCCCGUUGCAGAAGCAUACGAGUUCUACAAUCUGUAUUCAUGGGAGGUUGGUUUUGGCAUCAGAUAUGGACAUAGCUACAUAAACGGUGAAAACUACAGGUCACCACAGGACAUUAUAUGCCAGCUAGAGGGGUUUGACAAGAGGGACAAAAACGAAUCACCUAGGUGUGGAUGCAAGGCGAUGAUCCGUCUACACAGGACAGGUGACCAUGGUUGGUUUGUGGAGACAAAUCGGCCAGACCACAACCACCCACUGGCUGAAAAUUGCGGAGAGAAAAUGCAACGGAACUCACACGAAGGGAUUGACCAAGCAACGAGAGACACUGUCCGCUACCUGAGAGAGAACAAUGUCAGCCUCAGCAAAGUGCAUUGUAUUCUGGUGGGAGAACCGAUGCUGGAGCUGGUAUUCUUCAGAAGAAGCCACGAAGGCAGAACAAAUGUGGCACCUGUAGAGGCACCGGCCAUAACUCUGCGACAUGUACUGCUGGUGUGGAAGUACCAGAUGCUUAAUGCAAGGACUGCAACUAUAGUUGCAGACUAUUGUAAUUUUCUUGACCUUAUCUGUUGCAUUUUCAGAUGAACUCUGCAAGGCCAUAUCUUAGCUAUUGUAAGGGAUUUCUAUUGUAAUUUUCUUGACAUUUUCUGUUGCGUUUCCAGUUCAGCUCUGCAAUGCCAUAGCUUAGCUAUUUUGUCGGUUGAGACAUGAGAUUGCUCAAUUAUGUGGUGUGCACUUUGCACUAUGUUCCAGCAA
Messenger RNA from Lolium rigidum, 1317 nucleotides. RefSeq lists its product as uncharacterized. The transcript is spliced from 3 exons. Lineage: Eukaryota; Viridiplantae; Streptophyta; Magnoliopsida; Poales; Poaceae. Bases 502 to 1146 code for a protein of 214 amino acids. The record is from RefSeq and is a predicted model, not a curated record.